Messenger RNA from Menidia menidia (Atlantic silverside), 2032 nucleotides. The record is from the annotation of a GenBank genome assembly. NCBI's taxonomy places the organism in Eukaryota, Metazoa, Chordata, Actinopteri, Atheriniformes, Atherinopsidae.
UUCAAUCAUUUUAUUUAUUCAAGUGGAGCAGUGGCGCCUUCGGUUUGUGACCGUUGGUAACCUUUCUUAAACUAUCGCGAUACUCUGAGGCGGAAGACAGCCGCCGAAUCUUCGUACUAGUAAACUGGAGCCGCUUGUGUGGUACGGCAACGGCAGUUUAGGGCAGCUGGAGCGGAGCGGACAGUUUGUUUUCAUUAUACACCGUGGAACUGAAACUGCUCGCUUGCUCACCUUCGAACCGACAAACGUUUCACCAUGUGGGCCGAAUAAGCAAGUGUUCAAUUAAAUGUUCUGCAAUUUCCAGUGUUUGCGUGAAGACCUCCAACUGGCGAAUCGCAUCAGUUCGCCCGGAGGGACAGCGUCAGCGACGACACCCUCUGCUCUCCGUUAGCGUCAACCGUUUUAGAAAAAUGACCGGAGAGAAGAUUCGCUCCCUGCGUAAGGACCACAGGCCGAGCAAGGACGAGGACUUACUGGAGCCGGACGAGGAGGUUGCGACCGGGACUUUUACCGCCUCCAAGGGGAGCAACAAGAGCAGGGCGAGUAAAAUUUUCAGCAAUCACAAGUUAAUCAAGUCUCCGUCCAGUCAGCAGCAGCAACAGCAGAGCCAAGAGUCGCAGACCAACGCUAACAGCAACACGCUGUCAACAUCAGAUGUUAUCGAUGACAACAACAAAAACCCCAUCAUCCGAACAGGGCAGGACUUCCCGGUGCACGAAUGUGUGUUUAAAGGAGAUGUACGACGCCUGUCUUCGCUCAUACGGACCCAAAAUAUCGCUCAGAAAGAUAUCCACGGAAACACACCAUUACAUCUUGCCGUCAUGAUGGGACACAAAGAGUGUGCUCAUUUGCUGCUGGCCCACAACGCCCCUGUGAAGGUGAAGAACGCUCAGGGAUGGAGCCCCUUAGCUGAGGCUAUUAGCUACGGAGACCGACAGAUGAUCACAGCGCUGCUCAGGAAGCUGAAGCAGCAGUCCAGGGAGAGCGUAGAGGACAAGAGGCCCAAGCUAUUGAAAGCCCUCAAAGAGCUUGGAGACUUUUACUUGGAGCUUCAUUGGGACUUUCAGAGUUGGGUGCCUUUGCUGUCCAGAAUCUUACCAUCAGAUGCCUGUAAAAUCUACAAGCAAGGCCUCAACAUCAGAUUGGACACAACCCUAAUAGACUUCACAGAUAUGAAAUGUCAGCGCGGAGACCUCAGUUUCAUCUUCAACGGCAACGCCAUUCCCUCCGAGUCGUUUGUUGUACUGGACAACGAGCAGAAAGUCUACCAACGGAUACAUCACGAGGAGUCAGAAAUGGAGACCGAAGAGGAAGUGGACAUUCUGAUGAGCAGUGACGUUUACUCCGCCACGCUCUCCACCAAGUCCAUCACUUUCUCCAGAGCGCAGACUGGUUGGCUCUUUAGAGAGGACAAAACGGAGCGUGUGGGAAACUUCCUGGCCGAUUUCUACUCCGUGAACGGCCUGGUGCUGGAGUCCAGGAAGAGACGAGAGCAUCUGAGUGAGGAAGACAUCCUGAGGAACAAAGCCAUCAUGGAGAGUCUGAGCAAAGGAGGGAAUCUCAUAGAGCAGAAUUUUGAGCCAACAAGAAGGCAGUCUUUAACCGCCCCGACGCCCAACACUAUCUCCUGGGAAGAGUACAUCGCCGCCGACAACGGAAAAGCACCACACCUCGGGAGAGAGCUGGUGUGCAAAGAGAGCAAGAAGAACUUCAAAGCCACGAUAGCCAUGAGCCAAGACUUCCCUCUGGGCAUCGAAUCGUUACUGAAUGUCCUGGAGGUGAUCGCACCCUUCAAGCACUUUAAUAAACUCAGGGAGUUUGUUCAGAUGAAGCUCCCCCCCGGCUUUCCCGUCAAACUCGACAUCCCUGUUUUUCCCACCAUCACAGCCACCGUCACCUUUCAGGAGUUCCGCUACGACCAGUUCGACGCGUCGAUCUUUACCAUUCCCAACGAAUACAAAGAAGACCCCAGCCGCUUCCCCGAUCUCUAACGCCGGACGCUGAUGUUCAAAUUACAAACAGACAAGGAUCC